AUUAGACAUGCUUCGGUACCUUCGCUCAAUAUCUUAACUUUAUUGAAGGAAAAUUGCUUAUUUUCGUCUCCAAAUCUAGCGGGAACAAAGAUAAGGCGUUACUGAGAGUGUUUUCAAGCUCAAUAGUUGUUUUUAUUUCCAACCAUGGCUACGCGUGUUCCGAAAGAGCCCUCUAGUGUAAAUCCAGAAGAUCUUUACGAAAAUUUCCUCCAGAAAAGCUUGGGUGAACUAAAAGAUUACCUAAGUUUAAGGGGGUUAAGUGUAACUGGUAAAAAAAGAGAGCUUGUCGCCAGAGCCUUUUCUGCUUGUGAACGUAAUGUUCGGGUUGUGGUAUCCGACGAGGAGUUGAGGUCGAGACUCACAGUCGAGUACCAACAACGAAUUAAGAGUCUUCCUAGAGACCCCAGGCAUAUUGCAGAGGAUGAAUGGAGAAACGAUAUGACAACAUGGCCAGCUUUAGACCUUGGGAAAGUGUUCUCUUUUAUUUUGUCAAAGAAAGAAUUUGACUCGGAUUAUGUAGGGAAGUACAAGCUUUGUAAAGCUUAUUCCUACUUUGUCAGUGGAUUCGUGGGUACGGUGUAUUCACACACAUUUGUUUCUACCGGAGAGUGUAUUUUAAAGUGCAAAGUUACACCAUCCCAACGAGUCAGAGAUGAGCCACGGGAGGUGUGGGUAGCCAUUGAUACAAAUCAGGGGGGUGUCCUGUCUGCAUGGUGUAGCUGUAAAGCAGGCUACUCCCAAAGUUGCAAUCAUGUUAUGGCACUUUUGUACAAAGUGGAGCAUGCAGUUUCUAUGGGCUUCACUAAUCCUUCAUGUACAUCUGUACCAUGCAGAUGGAAUGAUCGCACCUUUAGAGAAGUUGAGCCUAAGAAAAUCAGAGACUUAAAAAUAAGAACUGAUUCACACAACAACACAAACCAAGAAAGGAGGGAAAUCAACUCAGAUUUAAAGAAAACUUUUGAUCCUCGCAGAGAGUGUGAACGAGCUGCCACUGAAGAAAGCAAAAAUAGAUUUCUUGCAAAAUGGAAAAAAAUUACUGAUAAGUCAGUGAUUUUUAAGGCUGUCGAAGUGGAAGAAGAAAGUCAUGAUGCACAAGACUUACCUCUUCCACUGAACCAAGUUGCAGAGAAAUUUGCCUCAGAACAUAAGGGGGAAGGGGAAGUAACCAUUGUGACAGGGUUUCUUGAGUCACUUCACUUGAGCCAGAAUCAGUGUGAUUCAAUUGAAAAGGCCACUAGGGCUCAAAGCCAAUGUACAGAAUGGGUGGAGCAGAGGAAAGGAAGGAUAACUGCCUCAAAAUUUCAUGAGGUUCAUACCAAAGUGAAAACACUUUUAGCUGGACGCAAAAAGGUGGUCAAGACCAAACCCCUUAUUGCCAGGAUUGUUCAUCACCAGUCCCUAAAAAAUGUUCCAGCUGUGCAAUGGGGGCGAGCACAUGAGAAGGAGGCAUUAGAUGCUUUUGUAACAACAGAGGGACCUAAGCAUACCAACAUGCAGAUUUUUGAGGCUGGCUUAUUUGUAAAAAGGGAUCUCCCUUACAUUGGGGCAAGUCCUGAUGCUAUUGGCACCUGUGAUUGCUGUGGAACAUUUGUUGUUGAAUGCAAAUGUCCAUACAGCAUUAAAGGUGAAAGGGUUCUUGAUGCCUGGAAUCGAACUGAAUUUUUACAGAUGGAUAGUGGUAAAGUAUGUCUGAACAAAGGACAUAAGUACUACACCCAAUUACAAGGGGAAAUUGUCCUAUCAAAUUGCUUUAAGGGGUAUUUUGUUGUGUGGACACAAGUAGGUGACCCUUUAGUGGAAGAAGUUCAGCGAGAUGAGGUUUUUUAUCAAACAGUUGAGCAGAAUUUAAUUUUCUUUUACAAAGGCUAUGUUGUUAAGGUUUUGCUGGGCUUGGUAGGUAUCUUUUACUGUCCAAAAUGUGAAUGCCUGUGCUUGGAACCUGAUGAAAUUGAGAAGGAUGGUGAAAAUAGUGUAUGCUGUGAUCAGUGUGCACUGUGGUAUCACUGGGAAUGUGAAGACCUUACUAUUGAACCAGAAGAACUUCACUGGCUAUGCUCCUCUUGCAAACAGCUUUACUUAAUCGAAUAAAUCAAUCAGUGUCAUUAAAUAUGUAAGACAGAUAUCAGUACUAUAGCUCUA
Molecule: messenger RNA, 2139 nt
Organism: Pocillopora verrucosa
Lineage: Eukaryota; Metazoa; Cnidaria; Anthozoa; Scleractinia; Pocilloporidae
Source: RefSeq, a predicted model, not a curated record